Ambispora leptoticha is the source of this 1056-nucleotide messenger RNA. The record is from the annotation of a GenBank genome assembly. NCBI's taxonomy places the organism in Eukaryota, Fungi, Glomeromycota, Glomeromycetes, Archaeosporales, Ambisporaceae.
AUGGCGAACAGAAAGUUACAAACUGAAAUUGAUCGCGUCCUAAAGAAAGUUUCUGAAGGAGUUGCAACCUUCGAAGAAAUAUUCGAUAAAAUCCAAGCUACCAAUAAUGCAAAUCAAAAAGAAAAGUUAGAACAAGAUCUCAAAAAAGAAAUCAAAAAGCUUCAACGACACAGAGAUCAAAUUAAAACUUGGAUAUCUUCAAACGAUAUAAAGGAUAAACGUGCGCUUCUUGACAACCGAAAGCUUAUUGAACAGCAAAUGGAAAAAUUCAAAGCAUGUGAAAAAGAAAUGAAAACAAAAGCAUACUCUAAAGAAGGAUUAUUGCAAUUAACAAAGAUGGAUCCUAAAGAGAAAGAAAAAAUGGAGACAUGUGAAUGGUUGAAUAACAUGGUAGAGCAACUUGGUUUGCAGAUUGAAGCAGCCGAAGCAGAAAUAGAAAGUCUUCAAGUAGUUGUGAAAAAAGGACGAAAGGAUGUGCAGAAGCUUGAUCGACUGACAGAAAUUGAACAUGCAGUCGAAAGACACAAGUGGCAUACAAACAGAUUAGAAUUAAUAUUACGACUAUUAGAGAAUGGAAAUAUUCCAACUGAGAAGGUUAUUAAUAUUCAAGAAGAUGUAAAAUAUUAUGUUGAAAGUAAUCAGGAACCAGAUUUUGCAGAAGACGAAAACAUAUACGACGAUUUAAAUUUAGAAGAGGAAGAAGAGCUAUACGGUAUCGCUAAUGAAGAUCAUCAAAGUAGCCACGAAUCAAACAGUGAUGCAGAAGUCAGCAUUAGCACAUCUUAUGAGGCAAUCUCGACGACGAUAGCAACUACAACAAAACCUAAAGAAGAUAAUAUAUCUUUUGCGGAAAAAAUGAAAUCUCCGGCAUCUAACGUCUCGGAAGUUCCACAAUCUCCACCUUCUUCGGAUUCUGUGUAUCCUCCUUUGAAAUCUACAACAGCAUCUCGGACAUUAGCAGAGGUUGCAAGGGAAUCUUCGACAACUUCAGCUCCUUCAUCGCAACGAUAUCUUUCUGCGACCACAGCAUCUUCGGCAUUACAAGAUCCAACUACU